AAUAUAUUAAGGAUUGCUACUUAAUAUUUUUAAUAUCAAAUAUGAAUAGAAGAAUAGUAUAUUAGGGAGAAAAAGCAACAGUUAAAUAUGAAGGUCCGUUAAUUCAUGAAAAUAAAGAGGAGGAAAUUUGGUUAGGAGUUGAAUGGGAUUAAGUUUAAAGAGGAAGACAUAAUGGAACUGUUUGUGGAUACUCAUAUUUCAAGACAACUGAUGGAAAAAAUUCAGGGAGUUUAUUAAAGAAAGAAAAAGUUAGUUUUGGUCAUAGAUUAUGGGAAGCAUUAUUUUUGAAAUAUUUCAAAGAAAUCCCUCCUUAAUUAUUGUAAGAAAUGGAAUUGAAGGAAUAAGUAAAAGAUGAAUUUCUUUAAGAGCAUUAAGAUCUAACAAAUAAUUAAGAUGAUAAAAGCAAAAUGAUUACCCUUAUUAAUCAAAAAUAAGUGAAAAUUGAAUUCGAUGACACAGCUUUUUUUGAAACAAUGAAAAAAAGAAAAAAAAUGGUAGAAUUUUAUGGAUUUGAUGAGAUAUACAAAAAAUUAAAUAAUUUAGAAACCUUAUAGGAGUUAUCAUUAGAGUCUUAAAAUGUAUCAACAAUAGGACCAUUUGGUUUUGUUGGUAGUAUUUUUAAAAAUCUAAAAAUUUUGGGAUUAGAAAACAAUUUAUUUAAUUCCUGGCAUUAAAUAUUUGUUUUGGUAUCAUAACUACCAACUUUAAAAGAAUUAUCCAUAUCAAAUAAUAAAUUAUAAAAAUUGGAAACAUUCGGUUAAGAAUAGUUUUAAGAUUAAAUAUUGACUUAAUCUCCUGAAUAUUUGAUUUAUGAUUAUGAGUAAGGAAAACACUUAGAAAUUUCUGUAAAUGGUUGUGGUUCUCAUUUAGAAGUUUUGGUUUUAAUAGAAAUGUAAUUAACUUGGUAGGAUAUUUCCUUAAUUAUUCCUGCAUUUCCUAUGGUUUAAUAAUUAUUAUUAUGUAAGAAUAAUUUGGUUGAUUAUGAGAAUUUGAAAUUUAGAAACACAGAUUUAUAGGCUUUAAAAUUAUUGAAUUUGCAAUAAACUGACUUAUCAUAAUUUGAAUGUAUUUAAAAAUCAUUUGGAAAUUUGCCAAAUUUAGAGAGACUUAUUUUAAAUAGAAAUAAUUUAAAGGAUUUACCCUUAGUUACUGAUUUUAAUGCUCUAAGACAUAUAGCUUUAGAUCAUAAUCAAUUUAUAUAACCAUAAUUUUUAAAUAAAUUAAGAAAUUUAUAAUUAAAUUCCUUAUCCAUCAAACAUAAUCCAUUGGUUGAUAAAUUAGGUAAAUUAUAUGUUAGGUAAAGAGCCAUUGCAGAGGUUUCUAGUGUUUAAAUUAUAAAUGGUAGUGAAAUAACUAAAUUUGAAAGAAAGGACUCUGAAAUAUUUUAUUUAAAAUCUUCAUUUGAAGAAUAUUUCUUAUUAAAAAAUGUAAAGCAUUACUAUUAUGAUUUUGAUGAUUUUACUAAUUAUGCUAAGUAAAAUCAUCCAAAAGUUAUUGAAUUAAUAAAAAAAUAUGGAAAUCCUUAUGAAAUAGAUCCAACUGUUAAAGGAGCAUAUACUUAAGCAAAAUUACAAGUAUAAUAACCUUAAUAUUGCACAAUUAAAAUAAUUGAUCAUGUUGGAAAACUAAAAGAUAAACCAACUCCUAAAAAACUUAUGGGAAGUACUGGAUUAUAACCUGUUAAAAUGAUGAUUUCAAAAUUAGUUAACAUACCUAUCAAAUAGAUAGCUUUAUCAAUUUAAGUUUUAUUUUUUAUUUUAUUUUAGGUAACUGAUGAUGCUGAAAUAAUUAAUAUGGAAGGAAAAGAUAUGACUUUAAAUGAUUUUGGUGUUCAAGACAAUAGUCUCAUUCAUGUUAAUGUGAUACCAGAAUGA
Molecule: messenger RNA, 1874 nt
Organism: Paramecium sonneborni
Lineage: Eukaryota; Ciliophora; Oligohymenophorea; Peniculida; Parameciidae
Source: the annotation of a GenBank genome assembly